This is a messenger RNA of Sclerotinia borealis F-4128, 456 nucleotides long. The record is from the annotation of a GenBank genome assembly. NCBI's taxonomy places the organism in Eukaryota, Fungi, Ascomycota, Leotiomycetes, Helotiales, Sclerotiniaceae.
AUGUCUCAAAAUAUUUCACCUGAUUUGAUCUGGGAGAUCACCAGAUCCCAGAGUGCUUUAUUGGUUAAGCGUACAACUUGUGGUGGAAGUCAAUUCUCCAAAGAUCCUUUGAACUUGACCAACAAGUACUCGAGAAAGUAUGCUGGUUACGUCAACCCAAAGGCCGUCGGUGUCGUCGCAGCUGAGAAGGGUGUUACUUUAAUCACCAAGAAGACCUCUGCCAGCCAAAAGCCAGCUUCAAGCUUGACCAAGGUCACCUUCAGCAAGGCCGGAAGAAAGACCUUCGCUGGUGUCGCAAAGACCGUCGCCAAGGAUGGAUACAGAUCUGAUCUCCGUGCUGAAGCCGUCGCCCGUGCCUCCGCUAUUCUCGUAUCUCAACUCCCCAAGAAAGAUGCCCCAGUAUCAAAGCUUAGAGGAUCAAAGGCCGCCAAGGCUGCUGCUGAGAAGGACGAGUAA